UCACUUUGAACUAUAAACCAACCUCUAUCUCAACUCAGCUUAUUUCUAAUUCCUUCUUCCUCAGAAUUGAUCGGAGAAAUUCCGCCUUCAGUUUUCGUGAACUCACUCAUCCGAUUCGGCUCCAAAUGGCGACUUCUAUGGUUGAAGAUACGAACCUCGAAGAAGACCAGUUGGCUUCGAUGACCACUGACGACAUCAUUCGGGCUUCUCGUCUUCUUGAUAACGAGAUUCGGAUCCUCAAGGAAGAGAUGCAAAGGACAAAUUUGGAGUGGGAUUCUUUCAAGGAGAAAAUUAAGGAGAACCAGGAGAAAAUUAAACUUAACAAGCAGCUACCUUAUUUGGUCGGGAAUAUAGUUGAGAUUCUGGAAAUGAACCCAGAGGAUGAAGCUGAGGAAGAUGGUGCAAAUAUCGAUCUUGACUCACAGAGAAAAGGAAAAUGUGUUGUGUUAAAGACAUCUACUCGCCAGACAAUCUUUUUACCUGUUGUUGGGCUUGUUGAUCCUGAUAAAUUAAAACCUGGUGAUUUAGUUGGUGUAAAUAAGGAUAGUUACCUGAUCUUGGACACUCUACCGUCUGAGUAUGAUUCUAGAGUCAAGGCAAUGGAGGUUGAUGAAAAACCAACUGAAGAUUACAAUGACAUUGGAGGGCUGGAGAAGCAGAUCCAAGAACUCGUUGAGGCUAUUGUUUUGCCAAUGACUCACAAGGAGCGUUUUCAAAAAUUGGGAAUUCGUCCACCCAAGGGGGUACUGUUGUAUGGUCCUCCUGGGACUGGGAAAACAUUGAUGGCACGUGCUUGUGCAGCUCAAACGAAUGCAACAUUUCUGAAGCUUGCUGGCCCCCAACUAGUCCAGAUGUUUAUUGGGGAUGGUGCAAAACUUGUACGUGAUGCAUUUGAGCUUGCAAAAGAGAAAUCUCCCUGUAUAAUUUUUAUUGAUGAAAUCGAUGCUAUUGGCACAAAGCGGUUUGAUAGUGAAGUGAGCGGUGAUAGGGAGGUGCAGCGUACCAUGUUAGAGUUACUCAAUCAGUUGGAUGGCUUCAGCAGUGAUGAGCGUAUCAAGGUGAUAGCAGCAACUAAUCGUGCCGAUAUUCUGGAUCCAGCCCUAAUGCGAUCUGGUCGAUUGGAUCGCAAGAUUGAGUUUCCACAUCCCACUGAAGAAGCAAGGGCCCGAAUCUUGCAGAUCCAUUCUAGGAAGAUGAAUGUUCACCCAGAUGUCAAUUUUGAAGAGCUGGCUCGGUCCACUGACGAUUUUAAUGGUGCACAGUUGAAAGCUGUUUGUGUAGAAGCAGGCAUGCUCGCACUGCGCCGGGAUGCAACCGAGGUGAACCAUGAAGAUUUCAAUGAAGGUAUCAUUCAAGUUCAGGCAAAAAAGAAGGCAAGCUUGAACUAUUAUGCAUAAGACUUGUUCCUUGCACGGUUCUUUUGAUAACAUGGCAGGUUACUCUACCCUUCUUUUACUCUUAAUUAGAAGUGAACAAUAUCUAAAUCGAGCAGUUUAUUGCCGCUUUGUUAUUUUGAACCAAAAUAUAUAGAAAAUGUAGACUAUGUUUGAUAGUGCUACGGAAAGGUGUAUUUAGGGUGUUAUUGAUUUGGUUUUUGGCCAAAACUAACUCAGAGCCGUCGUAUAAAUUUUAUUGUUAAAUUAAAUUAAAAUCGAAUCGAAUC
Benincasa hispida (wax gourd) is the source of this 1663-nucleotide messenger RNA. Its product is annotated as 26S proteasome regulatory subunit 6A homolog. NCBI's taxonomy places the organism in Eukaryota, Viridiplantae, Streptophyta, Magnoliopsida, Cucurbitales, Cucurbitaceae. The record is from RefSeq and is a predicted model, not a curated record. Gene Ontology annotation, molecular function: ATP binding; ATP hydrolysis activity.